This is a messenger RNA of Ogataea angusta, 342 nucleotides long. RefSeq lists its product as uncharacterized. The record is from RefSeq and is a predicted model, not a curated record. The coding region runs from base 1 to 342 and encodes 113 amino acids. The transcript is spliced from 2 exons. NCBI's taxonomy places the organism in Eukaryota, Fungi, Ascomycota, Pichiomycetes, Pichiales, Pichiaceae.
AUGUCUACGUUAAACCCCAUCCACUCCCGGCUGUCUGCUAUCAAGUCGCACCAGUCACAAGUGAGGGUGAUCGAUGCGACCCAGGCUGCCGGCGACGAGGAUCUGCUGAAGGAAAUCGGAUACAAGCAGGAACUGAACCGGAAAUUCAAGACCUACCAGAUCUUUGGUAUUGCCUACAGUGUUAUGGGCAUUUUGCCCGGCGUGGCCUCUGUUUCGUCCAUCGGGCUUGCUGGUGGUCCUGCGGCUUUUGUCUGGGGCUGGUUUGUCACCUCGAUUAUGAUUUUAACUAUUGCUGUUGCCAUGAGUGAAAACGGGUCCUGUUUUCGUACAUCAUCGGCAUGA